UUAUAGGAGCGUCUCUGUUUGUCCGAGUGAUCUUCUCCCACCUGUUGAUUUCUGCCGUUUUCUUCCUCCUUUCCCUCCUCAUCUUUUGUCCCUUCAAUUGCUUUCGUGCUAGUUUCUUUUCUGCUUAGUUCCUUUGGUGUUGGGUGGGUUUCUCUCGAUCAAUUUGGGACUAGGGUUUAUCAUUUUGAGGGUUUCAUGAUCAUCCAUCUAGCUUCCUGGGGGGAAUUAACUGCGAUUCGAUUUUGAUCUGCUUGGGUUUUGUGGGUGUUGGAUCUUGUGCCUCCAUUGGGGUAGUCGGUGGCGAUCUUCUCUGUGCUUACGUUUUGCUCUUCACCGAUAAUGUAUGUGGUUCGAUUCGCAAGCUCUUUGGCUGGCAUAGGGUCACUUGUGGUGUGGUCUAGUGUUUUGUGCUUUCUUUUUUGUGUUAGUGCUUUCGAUCUUGUGUAUUACCAUGUUUGUUGUCUGUGGCUUUUCUCGAUUUCGACUAGCCCUUGGUAAAUUACUUAUAUUUUGGAAGAUUUGGUGGUGCACUGUACCUUUGGUUAAUAUCUUUGCUUAUGCAUAUCUGUUUUUCUUUGUGUGUGGAAAUAAUAUAUUCUCUUGUUCUUGUGGGUUGGGGGUUUGUUUUAUUGUUAUACUGGGUUUUCAUAUGCUCUGUUCCUUUUCUAUCAUGGGUUUUGCGUGUGUUGGGCUAUGUAGGCACUAUGGUGUGCUCCAGAUAAAGGAUUUCGACAACCAAAUUGUUUAUAGCCGGGGAUGGUUCUAUCAGAUCGGGUCUUUGUGGAGUUCGUCCUUAUGGAUGUUUUUGAGUUUGGUGCAUGGAUGGCUUAUAGAUACUCUGGAUGCUUUGUGUGUGGGGCAGGAUCGGCUUGUUUUGCUCCUUCUCCAGGAGCCCGACGGCCGUGUUGGGUACAGUUCUGCGAUUGUCGACUCAUGGGUACUCGUCAGUUUCAGGGUUAAAGUUUGUUCGUGCAGAGCAGAUACAGACUUCUAUUCUACCGACAACGUAGGACUUUUUUCCAGAUAUUAGAUUUAGAUUUUAUCUUCAGUUUUACUUCCAUGCAUUUUGGGAUUUUAUUAGGGGUCCACUAGAGAUGGAUUCCCGAGUUGUAAACUUAUGGAGUUUGGAUUGUCAAGAUUUAAAUAUUUAUAUUUGAGGAUUUAUUUUAGUUUCUUUCCGCUCAUUAUAUUAUUUCUUUAAUCA
Molecule: messenger RNA, 1204 nt
Organism: Cornus florida
Lineage: Eukaryota; Viridiplantae; Streptophyta; Magnoliopsida; Cornales; Cornaceae
Exons: 2
Coding region: 452-1030 (192 amino acids)
Source: RefSeq, a predicted model, not a curated record